This is a messenger RNA of Sinocyclocheilus grahami, 3144 nucleotides long. Its product is annotated as calsyntenin-3-like. Gene Ontology annotation, molecular function: calcium ion binding. NCBI's taxonomy places the organism in Eukaryota, Metazoa, Chordata, Actinopteri, Cypriniformes, Cyprinidae. Gene Ontology annotation, cellular component: postsynaptic membrane; cell surface. The record is from RefSeq and is a predicted model, not a curated record. Gene Ontology annotation, biological process: homophilic cell-cell adhesion; positive regulation of synaptic transmission; positive regulation of synapse assembly.
CGUAUCUAAUCUUCAAAUUCCAGUUUCGCUCCUUUUCACAGUUCGAAUCAUUUCGGGAGGCACCGGAGGCCCCAGCGCUCCCCCCGUUGCGUUCGGUGUGUCGGCGGGCAUCAGGCUGUCAUAGGCGUGAGUGUGUGACGGAUGCUUAGAGGAGACUGAGCGGGGUACCAUCUCACACCUCACGAUGGCCAGAAUGAGUUUUCUCUCCCUUCUCCUCUUUUGCUUGACUUCGGUUGCCCAUGGCAACAAAGCCAAUAAACACAAGCCAUGGAUCGAAACAGAGUACCAAGGGAUCGUCAUGGAAAACGACAACACUGUCCUCCUCAACCCACCUCUGUUCGCCCUGGAUAAAGACGCACCGCUGCACUAUGCGGGGGAGAUCUGUGGGUUUCGGGUUCAUAACGGACCAGGUGGUUCUGGCUCGGCACAGUUUGAGGCAGUGGUGUUGGAUCGCUCUACUGGAGAAGGUCUGGUUCGCUCCAAAGAGCCUCUGGACUGUGAAAGCCAGAAGGAGCACAGCUUCACCAUUCAGGCGUAUGACUGCGGUGAAGGUCCUGACGGGACCAACAGCAAGAAGUCUCACAAGGCCACUGUGCACGUCCGUGUAAACGAUGUGAACGAGUUCUCUCCUGUCUUUGUGGAGCGUCGGUAUGAGGCAUCGGUGCCCGAGGGUCGUCUGUUUGAUCGUAUUGUGCGGGUGGAAGCCGUUGAUGCCGACUGCUCACCUCAGUACAGCCAGAUCUGCUUCUAUGACAUCAUCACGCCAAACGUCCCUUUCACCAUUGACAACGAUGGGAACAUAAAGAACACUGAGCCACUGGACUCUAAACGCCAGCGUGUCCACAGUUUCUGGGUGACAGCGUUUGACUGUGGGAAGAAUCGAGCUCAGGCUGAUGCUCAGGUCAUAGUCACAGUAAAACCUUCCUGCAAGCCAGGCUGGAUUGGAUGGACAAAGCGCAUUGAGUAUACUCCUGGUUCUGGCAGUAUCCCUCUCUUCCCGAACCUGCACUUGGAAGCAUGCGAGGAGACGGUUUGGAACAUCCAGGCUACUGUUGAGCUUCAAACGGGUCAUAUUGGGAAGGGCUGUGACAGGGACAGCUACUCAGAUCGAUCUGUGCGCAGACUCUGUGGUGCUGUGAGGGGUGAAGUCGACCUCCUUCCACCUCCAUCUCCUGCAACCAAUUGGACCACCGCGCUGCCGACUCUACCAUCUUCUGAUUCAUCUCUUGGCCGGUACACCAGCAACGAGCUCACGCUGGAGGUGAACUUCCUGCACUCUCUGGACAGUCUGUACCAUCCGUCUCACCUGCUGGCAUCUCAGCAGCAGUUCCUCCACCCAUCCCAUCACACUGGAGAACUGAGUGGACACACACUCCCUAACCCACACCGCAACUCAGUUGUUCCAGGAGCCGCAACUGUCAUCAUCAUGGUGUGCGUGGGUUUCUUGGUUGUCAUGGUGAUUCUUGGUGUCUUCCGCAUCCGUUCCAUCCACCGCCGUAGUGAAGGAGCAAGAGGUGGAGGCAAAGAGGGCAGUAGCCAAUGGGACGAUUCGGCCCUCAACAUCAUUGUGAAUCCAAUGGAGACAUAUGAGAACCGCAUGGGAAUUGCAACAGAUAUGGAAGGAGAGUGUGACGAAGAGGAAGAAGUUGUGGAUUCACCAGAUGAUACCAGUGAUGACCAACGAAUCAUCAUCAAGAAGGAGGGAAGAGACUCCGCCCCCAGACGCUACUGAGCCAAUUAACCACACCCACAUACUAAAACACCACCCACUCAUUUAAAAUACAGGAAUAUACAACCACACACACACACAGAUGCACCAUCAAAGAAAAUGAAUAUUGUCUAACACACCAGUGACACAAUUAUAGGAUCUCAGCCCCUGUGAAUGCAAUGCUUCUCUCUGGAAUGUACGCUCCCACAAUGCACAACGCAUUCCCUCUUUGCCACUCUCAACCCAGAUCCCAAUAUUUAUUAAUGGCACAAUUAUAUGUUCAUUCAUCCUACAACCUUUCCAAUUGAUGUGCUCACAACACUGUAUCGAACAUAAUGAAAACACUAAUUGUCAACUCAUAUCAGCUAAUUGACUCUGAAUGUUUCAAAUUACAGCCUUUUGUAAUUAAUAUAAUGUCUAGUGCCCAGUACACCGAGUACAAAACAACUUCAGAAGCUGUAUUUCCUCUGCACAAUCUGUCUCUUGAUACAUUCCUUGAGCAAAUUCACAUGUACAGAUAUAGAGGACUAGUCAGUAAAGGUGUUUCGUAAUAGUGAUAGACUACAGCUAGGUAUGCAAGUGCUUUCUUUUAAGCAUCACAAUGCACACACACACACACACACACACACACAUACAGACACUUCUGUGCACCUCUUCUCACAACCUCAUGAAAAACACAGUACAGUGCAAUGCCCUCUGCUGUAUCAGAAUGUUAGCUCAACCUGGGCAGUUUUGAUUGUACUUAAAUGUAUGUAAAUACAAAUGACUACUAUUAUUAUCAUUUUUUGUUGUUCCAUUAUUUUUGUUCAUUUUCAGUCUUUGCACUUUCAGAUAGGCUAGGUAUUUUUUUCUAAUAUCUCUUGGUAAUAUACAGUGAUAAUGACAAUAAUAAUAUUAGUAAUAAGAGCGAUAAUGAUUGGCUUGAUGAAUGUCUAUUUAUUUGUGUGUUCAAUUAUGUAAUUUAAAAACUUGUUAAUAUCUGAUUCACAGUGGAACAGAAAGGCACAUUAAUGUUAUGCCUAGAACACUUUCACCUCCGCCAUCAUCCUCCCUCUAUCUUUUCUCCCCUGUCCUUUCUCUAUCCGUACACUCUUUAGAUACUGCCACUGCUUUUUUGGUUUCUGAAUGUACAACUGUGCCACCCCUUCCUCCUUCCAGCUCGCACUCCACCUCUCUUUUCCCCGUGACUAUUUCUCUGUCUGUGUUAGUGUACAGUGGAAACCUGUCAGUAAAUAAAGGCCUGUUGUUUUUGCAGUGUGAUAUUAAGAAUGGAUAAAUUUGCAUUAAUAAGCUAUACUAUUACAAUGGUUACCAUUGGGACAAUUAACUAUACUUAUAGACACAAUGACAUGGAUUAUAUGGAUUGAUUGUUAUUGAAAACCGUCUGAAGAAAUAAUCUGUUCAAAAAAUUCAUAAUAAAAACCCACAGAUGAAGU